Paramuricea clavata is the source of this 582-nucleotide messenger RNA. The record is from the annotation of a GenBank genome assembly. Lineage: Eukaryota; Metazoa; Cnidaria; Anthozoa; Malacalcyonacea; Plexauridae.
AUGGAGCGUGUACGACCAAAAGACGAUCCAUGCAUCUUCUGCUUCAAAAUAGUGUCAUCUGAAAAAGAGAAAAGAUACGUUACAACAGAAAAUUACACACAAUUAGGUUUAACGGAGGAUGAAUUCAUCACAACACGAGGCAAAAUAAUUUGUUCUGCGUGUAGAAUGUCGAGAAUACUUCCGAAAUACAAGAAUAAGUGUCGCACAUUAAAUUGCACUACGCCGAGAAGAAAAAUUAAAUUACGUGAAUUGCAUUUAUCCGACAAAGAGGAACUCAUCAUUGAAGAAAAAUUUCAAGUGUCAAAGAACGAAAAUGUGUGCCGGGCCUGCUCGUACAAAAUAUACAAAUACAUUGCGACUAGCUUGAAAGUAGAAAAUAACGAUUACAUUCCAAAAGCUAUAAGCCAAAUGGAUUCUGUGAUCUGUACCUACAAUAGAUAUCCAGCCUCGAGUAACAUCAACGUUCAACACCUAGAUGCCUCAACACCUCCACUCAGCAAUAGCAGCAGUGAGAGGAGUUUGACUAAUGGUCGCGUGUCGCGGGUAAAAAGUCGCGGGUCGCGGGUAAAAAGUCGCGGGUAA